CUCAAUCUCAACCUCCAAGUCAAGUGGUUAUUACAAUUACUUCGCACGCUAGUUCACCUACCUCUGAUUCCAAGUCUGAGGAACCAUCAAUAUCAUUAGAUGGUCUUAAGUCUUUAAUUAUUACAGCUUCAUGCGUGGCUGGAAUUGUUGUUAUUACAGUAGUUAUAUGUAUAAUUAGAAAGAUAGUUAAUAAACGCCGUAGACGCAAAGGUGAUAGUAAUUAUAAUGAUGAUUCUCACAAUGGUGAUGGGAAGGGCAUUAUUCAGCAAACCUUACAUGUUACUUCACCAGGUUUACCUUUUCUACCUUUUAUCGUUGAUAGCAAGGAUGAAGAGGAAAAAGAAGUUUCAAAAGUGGCAAGCGAAACAGAAGUUAUUUUGAAAGUUCAAAGUGAUAAUGACAGCAGCGAUAAUAAAUAA
Molecule: messenger RNA, 419 nt
Organism: Racocetra fulgida
Lineage: Eukaryota; Fungi; Glomeromycota; Glomeromycetes; Diversisporales; Gigasporaceae
Source: the annotation of a GenBank genome assembly